CAGCUGUGUAUGUGAGAACUAUAAAGCAGAAAAACAGCAUCACUGGCAAAACAAUCUUUUUUAUUUCUCUUUACCUUUUCCAGUCUCUUUCCUACAUGGACCCUCCACCGUUUUCCGGCGGCCCAAUCACGGCGGCUUCACCGUCAACCACCGUAAAUUACCCCGACUCCGCCGAUUCCUCACCGGCAUCCCGACACACCGACACCUGGGACGAGCCACCACCGCCACACUCCUCCACCACCACCGCCGCCGUCACCGGCGGAAAACUCCGGUUAAUGUGUAGCUACGGCGGACACAUAUUCCCCCGCCCACACGACAAGACUCUCUGCUACGUCGGUGGAGACACUCGCAUUUUCGUAGCUGAUCGGAAUAUUCCGUUGUCUGAUCUUUCAGCUCGGCUAUCGAAAACGUUCCUCGGAGGCAGAGAAUUUUGCCUGAAGUAUCAGCUUCAGAACGAAGACCUCGAUUCACUUAUCUCAGUAACUUCAGAUGAGGACUUGGAAAACAUGAUCGAUGAAUACGAUCGCAUGAGUAUGAGUAAUUCUAAAUAUUCCCGGCUUCGUCUGUUUCUGUUUCCGAACAGUAAUAUUGAUUAUUGGAAUCCUACUCAUUCAUUGAUGAAAUCGGAAGAUUGGUUUGUCAGUGUGUUAAACGGAAUAGGAGGAGGAAAUUCUGGUUCUGCACCUUCUACCAAGGUGUUUUCAGAGUCCUCUUCGGUGAAUUGUCUGCUGGGAUUAGACGAUGACGUUGUGAAUACGGAUAUUAAGGAGGUAGAUGUGAAAGCUGAUGUUCAGUCAGUGCCGGAGGUGCCGCCGGAGGUGCUGGAUUCUCCGAUGGUGGUUGAAACGACGUCGUCUUUUGGUUCGGGUUCGUCUAUGCCGGCGUUGGUGAAUUUGCCGCGUAUAAAGGUUCAUGUUGAGGAGGAGAGUAGAAAAGGUGGUGGAAUUGAAGAGCAAUUUUCGCAAUUGAAUGUUGGGAUUAAGCAGAAGAAUGAAGCUUCUCUGGUUGUGCCGGCACCGGCUACUGUUGUUGUCUCCGGCACGCCGGUAGUUGAGCAUACACAGCAACAACAACAGACACAUCAGCAACUACAGCAACAGCUACAGCAGCAGCAGCAGCCACAGCUAUUGCAGCCAAAGCCUGUUAUUCCAUCUGAUUUGGCUUCACCUGAUUCAGUUUCAAGUGAGGGUAGUGGUAGGCAAAGACAUUACUUUUAUCAAGAACCAGGGGUCCAUUUCCAGUCGGGGAGUGGCAGGAUUUCGGGUAAUUCAGUUGAUCUAAGUAUGAGUGAUUCGAUCGGAAGGGUUCAGGUGAAACAACAAGUUCAGGAUGGUGGUGGUGGAUAUGUGUUGCCUGUACAAUAUGAUCAGCACCCGCAAAUGCUCCAACCCCAACAAUAUGUUCAUGCUGGGCAGUAUAUACAACAUACACCAUCGGGGCCUGUGCCGAUGACGUCCUACUACCCUAUGUACCCUUCACAGCACCAAACUCAUAUGCAACACCCGAAUCUUGAGCACCAAUAUCCCGUUUACUUUAUUCCUGCUAGACCUCCCCAAGCUUACAGUUCGCCAUUGCAACAAACAAAUUAUUCCGAGUCUGCCCAAACAGCCCCUCCUACUCGUCCCCAAACACAUCCUACUAUGGUCAAUCAUGCAGCAGCUUAUAAUCCAGCUAGAAAUCCUCCGACAUCUAGUUCUGCUGCAGUGGCUCCGCAAUUGGUCCAGAUCAAUCCGGGCCAACAUCAGCCACAAUACGUGAACUACUCUCAGAUUCCUCAGAUUCAUCAUCCUUCUCAGUCAAUUCCUCCUACUUCAGCCACUCCUGCCAAUUACGCUUACGAUUUUGCUGAUCCAACACAUGCUAAGGUGUACUACAGUCAGCCUCUUGCUCCUCAAAUGGCAGCGCAAUAUCAAACCAUGACAUCCGCCCCUGCUGUUAGCUUCACCGAAACUUCCUCUCAGCACCCCAUGGAAAAUUCGAUGCAGCAAAUUAGAACUUCGCAGGCGUGAAACUGUGAGUUGAUCAUAAAGAAGCAAUUUUGAAAUGUUGAUUCGUGUUUGUCUUGAUUUUUCCGUUAAAAUGUUUGAUUUCUUAGUGUGAUUGGUUUGUCGAAUGUACAAGUUAUAGGUAUAAUAAGAAAGUCGGGGUUUUUCUGUCCUUUACUUCUGUAAGUAAUGCUGUUAUUACCCAUGAAAGCACAAUGGUGCAAGGUUUACUGUAAAAUUUCAAACUGAUAUGGUACAUCCUCAGUUCUAUGUAUGGUUUUCGGAGCAAAUAUAAAGUAGUGAUUUGAAGGAUUUCUUGAGA
This is a messenger RNA of Capsicum annuum, 2307 nucleotides long. Its product is annotated as integrator complex subunit 3 homolog. Gene Ontology annotation, molecular function: protein binding. NCBI's taxonomy places the organism in Eukaryota, Viridiplantae, Streptophyta, Magnoliopsida, Solanales, Solanaceae. The coding region runs from base 96 to 2009 and encodes 637 amino acids. The transcript has 2 exons. The record is from RefSeq and is a predicted model, not a curated record.